This is a messenger RNA of Macadamia integrifolia, 725 nucleotides long. Its product is annotated as cell wall / vacuolar inhibitor of fructosidase 2-like. Lineage: Eukaryota; Viridiplantae; Streptophyta; Magnoliopsida; Proteales; Proteaceae. The record is from RefSeq and is a predicted model, not a curated record. Bases 32 to 610 code for a protein of 192 amino acids. Gene Ontology annotation, molecular function: enzyme inhibitor activity. The transcript has a single exon.
AUACGUAGCAUCGCUUGCCAUUGGAACUUGAAUGAAGAUGGAGAUGAAGAUAAAAAUGAAAAUUUUCUCACUUGCAUGGCUAUUAAUACCUCUAGCAAUAGCUUUCAUGCCAAGAACCCCAGCCCUAACCCCAAGCGACGGCAACGGAAUCGAUCUGAUACAUAAAACCUGCAAUCACACUGCGGAAUACAACCUUUGCGUCGCAUUACUACAAUCAGAUCCUCGAAGCCUUACCGCCGAUGUGAAAGGCCUUGCGAGCAUCAUGCUCGACUUGACACUUCGGAAUACAAAUCAGACACUUUCUCAGGUGAAGGAGCUCCUUAAGGACACCAGCUUGGAUCAGAGAAUAAAGCAAUGCUUCCUCACUUGUGUUGAGGUGUAUGAGAAGACUACUCAGUUGUACAUCCCUGCAGCGCUUAACUCAUUGCAAACAGAUUCUUAUGCGGAUGCGAGAAAGGAAGGCAGUGAUGCUUUUACUACAGUUCAGACUUGCGGAAGAGAACUUGUUAAAUCAGGUGGUUUAGAUAAAGAGCCUGCAAUCAUUGACAGGAACAAGUUCGAUCAGCACCUUGCAUCUCUAUCUUUGGACAUCAUAUAUAUCCUUGGUUGAAUUACCACCUCUUUACAACUCUCUCUCUCUCUAAUGUAUUGUGUGGUAAUUACAGUGAUCUCAAUCCUUGAAACCCUGAUUCCAUUGUUAUAAUAAAAUAAGUGAUUUGGGUACA